UUUGUACCGCGGCUGCCACCAGCACCGUCCGCCACCAUUGCUCAACAAAACAGUCGUUAGCGCGUUUUGUUAUUCACCUGCUGUCGUUGGACUUGAGCUGGCGGAGGAGGCCGCGCGACCCACACGCACGAGGAUGUUCACGUGUCUAUUCUCGUAGCUCAAUGAGGAUGUGUCGCUUGUGGUUUUGACGCACGCCCGCACUUCGUUUGUCGAGACGCGUAGCAGCUAGCUUGGGUUAGCCUGGGUUAGCCUGGGUUAGCUGUCCCGUGCCCUGCGUUUAAUCGCGACAACUUUUUUGUUUAAUUGGACCCGUAGUUAAUUAGGGCUGCCGCGCUGCAGGUGGUGUGUUAUCCUGUUUUCUGCACAUAGCGGAGGAUCGGAGAACUUGGGAGGAUGCUGGCGACUGGAGCAGCUGUGACUAAUGUGACAGCUCUGGCCCAGGUGGACCGGGAGAAGAUCUACCAGUGGAUCAAUGAGCUGUCCAGUCCGGAGACCAGGGAGAACGCGCUGCUGGAGCUGAGCAAGAAACGGGAAUCUGUGCCCGACCUGGCGCCCAUGCUCUGGCACUCCUGUGGCACCAUUGCUGCCCUGCUGCAGGAGAUCGUGAACAUCUAUCCAUCUAUAAAUCCACCCACACUGACGGCUCACCAGUCCAACCGAGUGUGCAAUGCCCUGGCACUUCUGCAGUGUGUCGCCUCGCACCCGGAAACACGGUCGGCGUUUCUCGCGGCUCACAUUCCUCUCUUCCUUUACCCCUUCCUUCACACUGUGAGCAAAACACGGCCGUUUGAGUACCUGCGACUCACCAGCCUCGGUGUCAUCGGUGCCUUGGUCAAAACGGAUGAACAAGAAGUGAUUAACUUCCUCCUCACCACUGAAAUCAUCCCGCUGUGUCUCCGUAUCAUGGAAUCCGGCAGCGAACUGUCCAAGACGGUUGCAACUUUCAUACUUCAGAAGAUUCUCUUGGAUGACACAGGGCUGGCCUAUAUAUGUCAGACUUAUGAACGUUUUUCCCAUGUGGCGAUGAUCCUUGGCAAAAUGGUGUUGCAGCUGUCAAAGGAACCAUCAGCACGUCUGCUGAAGCACGUUGUUCGCUGCUACCUUCGCCUCUCGGAUAAUCUCAGAGCCAGAGAAGCCCUGCGCCAGUGUUUGCCCGACCAGCUGAAAGACAGCACCUUUGCUCAGGUGCUGAAGGACGACACCACCACCAAGCGCUGGCUCGCACAACUGGUCAAGAACCUACAGGAAGGUCAAGUCACUGAUGCUAGAGGCAUCCCGCUGGCUCCGCAGUGACCAGGACAAAGUGUGUCCUGACAGCGGACACGGAGGGACUGUGCACUAAAGUCUCACAGUGUCCAUUUUGCGCUUGGCCAAAUGUGGUGCGAUUACACUGUCUGCAAACGAAAGGGACUUAAUAAAGGAGGAAGAUGUUUUGCUUUUGGA
This is a messenger RNA of Pleuronectes platessa (European plaice), 1443 nucleotides long. RefSeq names its product CCR4-NOT transcription complex subunit 9 (gene cnot9). Gene Ontology annotation, biological process: negative regulation of translation; mRNA catabolic process. Gene Ontology annotation, cellular component: P-body; CCR4-NOT complex; CCR4-NOT core complex. Bases 394 to 1293 code for a protein of 299 amino acids. Lineage: Eukaryota; Metazoa; Chordata; Actinopteri; Pleuronectiformes; Pleuronectidae. The transcript has 8 exons. The record is from RefSeq and is a predicted model, not a curated record.